GGAAGAAACCGAUCGAAGCUGGUGUAAGAGAAGAGCUAAAGGGUUUUUUUUUUCUUCGGGUGUUGUUUGCAUGGCGAGCGUGUGGGCGCAGGGGACAGGCGUGGAGUUCGAGGUGAAGGUGGUGAGGGUGGCCGGCGUCGAGGCGGCGCCGGAUGGGAGAGGAGGCGGCCUCUUCGUGAGGUAUUACGUUCCGGUGGGGGACGGGAGGCGGCGGAUCCGCGUGGACACGCGUGAAGUCCCGUGCGACGGCGGCUCGGGCGACGCGUUCUGGGGGGAGCUCGCCCGCUUCGAGCGCCGCGGCGGCGGUGGCGGUGGCGCGCGGGAGUCGGUGGGGGGCGGGGUCGUGUUCCAGCUCCGGUGGAGGCCGCGCAGGCGUCCGCUGGCGUUCCUUGGCCUCGGGGUUGGGAGGACCGGGAGGCCGUCCUCGCGUGUUCUGGCGCGGGGCGAGCUCACCGUGUCGCCCGCGGCCUCCACGACGCCGGCGCCGGCGUCUUCGGGGACCUGGCUGAGGCUCUCGCCGGCGUGCCGCGAGCUGAGCGGGUGCAAGGCGCCCAAGCUGCUGGUCGAGCUCAGCGUGAACCACGUCGCCGCCGACAACUACGGAGCCGUGAAGACGGGAUCGCCCGGCGGCGGCGUCAACCAGCACUGCUGCAGCGACGGCGAGCGGUGCGGCCAGUGCGGGUGGAUCGGGACCGAGGAGGACAUGUUCCUGGCAGCGACGUUCACCCACGAAGAACGAUCAGUAGCUUCAUCGAUAUCGUAGUUCGUGUGACGCUAACCUAACUCACUGUACUUCACGUAAUUCGCUAAUAUAUCAUCUUGCUUAUCUACAUCUCUAAAUUAAACCAUCACUUCGCUGAUGAUGAUGAUGAUGAUGAUAAACAAAAAACUCUUGACGAAGAGGCAAAUUUUGCCAUGGAAUUUUGGCAUCAUAAAUCAAAUUAUUUAUAAUAUCGUAUUGGUUCAAAACUGAUAUCAUACG
This is a messenger RNA of Oryza brachyantha (malo sina), 982 nucleotides long. RefSeq lists its product as uncharacterized. NCBI's taxonomy places the organism in Eukaryota, Viridiplantae, Streptophyta, Magnoliopsida, Poales, Poaceae. The transcript has a single exon. The record is from RefSeq and is a predicted model, not a curated record. The coding region runs from base 71 to 763 and encodes 230 amino acids.